AUGCUCUGCUACAGGCUUGCAACGAGACAGCAGAAGAUCGUCAAGUGGACCUCUGUGGCAACCAUACUAGGCUAUGUUGGAGUGAUUAUUGUCAUAUGGAGCCACUGCACUCCAGUUCAAAGGAAUUGGCAGGUCGUUCCCUACCCAGGAGGUACGUCAACGUUUUGUCUUACCGGCAGUCAUGUGCGUCAUCUAACGCUCCAUUCAGAUGAGUGCACACUGGCCGUGGCCAACUACUUGAGCUUGGUUGUGCUCAACAUAUCUACGGAUAUGCUCAUUGUCUCAAUACCCUUGCCUCUUCUUUGGGCGGUCAAACUCAGUCUCAAGAGAAAGUUCGCUAUUGGCCGGCCUACUACUAUGUUCGGGCGUUUUCGUAAUGAUUGCAGCUCUUCUUCGUUGCAUAUUAUCGUUAAAGGACAUCGAAGGUAUCAACGUCAGCACUAUUUGGGCCAUCAGAGAAACAGUUUGUCAACCUUUACCACUUUUCAUCGAUUGAUAGGAAAAACCCUUAUUGUCGGAUUCGUUCACAGGCUAACUCCGGCCCCUAAUUCACAGUUCGUCGGAAUCAUUGCGGUCAACGCAGCAUGCAUAAGACCUCUUUUCUCCUCCGCGCACUGGUUGAGGUCUACUAAGGGUAGCAGCGGCAAUAACCAGAAGUACAUCGGGUCCGGUGACAAGUAUGGCCAUCAGCUCGUUACCAUAGGAGGCGGGGGACAGAGCGUCGAUCGAUCGGGCUUACCCUCCAAGCGGCGAUACAACAAGUACAACAUGACGGAGCUGGACAACAACUCGAGCGAGGAGCAGAUCGUCAAGUCUCCCGAGUCAGCCCAGUGGCCUCAAAACGGCGGCCGUGGUGGCAGCCUCACCAGCAAGUCGAGUGGACAGCAUGGAGGAAUUGUUGUAACCACAACGUAUGAGGUGAAGCCAGAAAACAAAGUUUGA
Messenger RNA from Colletotrichum destructivum, 942 nucleotides. RefSeq lists its product as uncharacterized. The record is from RefSeq and is a predicted model, not a curated record. Lineage: Eukaryota; Fungi; Ascomycota; Sordariomycetes; Glomerellales; Glomerellaceae. The coding region runs from base 1 to 942 and encodes 313 amino acids. The transcript has 2 exons.